AUGCAUUACCUCAGCAUCAUCGCCCUGACCGUCACUUUGACUGGCGUUAGCAACGCGGCACCUCAUGUUACCCGGCAGGCCAUCAACGGUUCUGACUGUGGAUUUGAUUUCCAGUGCUUGAGUAACAACUGUCACAAUGGUGUCUGCCAAGAUCCUUCCCGUGGAACGGCUGUCAAUGGAUCCGACUGCGGUUUUGAUAAUCAAUGCCUCAGUGGAAACUGCCAGAACGGCAUCUGCCAAGACCCUGAGCCAAAGCAGACCACGGGAUCAGCUGUCAAUGGCUCCGACUGCGCCUUCAACGACCAGUGUCUGAGCGGGAUCUGCAAGAGAGGUAUCUGCCAGGCUCUGCAAAAUGGAACGGCCAUCAACGGUUCUGAUUGCGGUUUCAAUGGCCAAUGCCUGAGUGGAAGUUGCCAGAAUGGUACAUGCCAGGACCCAAAGUCUAAGCCGAGUGGUGGGUCGGCUGUUAAUGGUUCUGACUGCGGAUUUGAUGAUCAGUGUUUGAGCGGAAAUUGCCAGAACGGUGUUUGCCAAACCCCUGAACGUGGAUCAGCUAUAAACGGCUCGGAUUGUGGUUUUAACGAUCAGUGUUUGAGCGGAAACUGCCAGAAUGGUGUAUGCCAAGAACCUCGUGGUGGAGCUUAG
Messenger RNA from Clonostachys solani, 645 nucleotides. Lineage: Eukaryota; Fungi; Ascomycota; Sordariomycetes; Hypocreales; Bionectriaceae. The record is from the annotation of a GenBank genome assembly.